AUGGACAAAUGUUCAGUGGGAGGAAUAAAAUCGACUGAGCAGACUCCUGUCUUGUUAGGGAGUGUAGCUAUGGCAGCUAGUUUCAUGGAUGUAGGAAAUUCAUUUAUUGAUCACACUAGUCAUUUAGUUAAUAGAUAUAGAAACCCUUUGGAAGAAGAAGAUGAUGAUGUUGUAUUUAUUGAUUCUAUACAACCUCCCUUAGUUUCUGUACCAGCAAUAGCUGAUCAAAGAAACCUAUAUACAAUAUCAAAAAGGGAAACGCUACAAGGAAAUAGUUCCAUAAUUCUUCCUCCUUCAAGAGAUUUGACUUCUCAAAAGAGAAAUAUAAGUGAAACAAUUGUCAUUGAUGAUGAAGAGGAUGUAGAAGUAAAUCAUUUGCAAAAGCAAAAUUCUUCAAGUUUUAUUGAAUGGGGUCUUCGUAGAAUUAAAAACAGAACCAAAGAUUUGGAUUUCUCUACUUCCAGUCUUUCAAGAAGUAAGAACAAGAAUGGAGUAGAACCUUUUAAUCCUGGUAGAAUGAAUGUGGCAGGAGACCUUUUUCAGAAUGGAGGAUUUGCAACUCAUCAUAGUCCUGAUUUGUGGAUCUCCCAAUCAGCAUCAUUUCCCCGUAAUCAGAAACAACCAGGGGUGGAUUCUUUAUCACCAGUGGCCUUACUUCCUAAGCAGAUAUUCCAGGCUUCUCUCCAACAACAACUUAGUAAGCCAGCUAAAAUCACUUGUGCAUACUGCAGAAAACCUUUACAGAAGGGACAGACAGCUUAUCAACGAAAAGGAUCAGCUCACCUCUUUUGUUCUACCACCUGCCUUUCUUCCUUCUCUAAUAAGCGUGCUUCAAAGAAACGCAAUGCAAUGUGUAAAAAAGAUGCACCUACAGAAAAGACUAUUGAUGUUCCUCAAGUGGAUUCGAGCAAAUCCUCCCAAGAAUUUUAUAAUACAUCAUCUUUCUCUCCCUAUGAGGACAAACAGAUUCUUAGAAAAAGAGUUCUGAAUAAAUCAAGAUGUACAAUCUGUAAUAAGCUAACAGAGAUUCGCCAUGAAGUCGGCAUUGAUAAUAUAACUCAUAAACUCUGCAGUAACCAUUGCUUUAAUAAGUACAGAUUGGCCAAUGGCCUAAUAAUGAAUUGUUGUGAACAGUGUGGCGAGUACAUGCCCAGUAAAAGUGCUGGAAACAGUGACUUGAUGAUUGAAGGUCAGCAGAAAAGAUUUUGCUGCCAAAGUUGUGUUAGCCAAUAUAAACAGAUGCUGGAAACAAAAGCAAAAAAAUUAUCAUCAGAAAACAGAAAAAGAAAUGCUGUUAGAGAAAAAAAUGAAAGACUAUUAUAUGGAUCUUUGAAUACACUUUUGGAAAAAAUUGAAGUAAUAUCGGAUAAAAAAGAAAAGACUUCAGAGCUACAGGUUUCAGUAGCAUCUAGUACAAGUACAUCACUGAAAAAGGAUAGGAAUUUACCAUCUUCCUCCAUGUCAACCAUAGAUGAUAAUUUUCAAGAGGAAAUGGAAGAGAAAAUAUCAGAAGACUCAGCUAUACCAGUUGUACUGUCUACAGAUCCAGGUACAUGGCCCCGCAUUUUGAAUAUUAAACAGUGGGACACUCUUGUUAAAAAUGAUCCACCUCAAAUAAGAAAUUUUAACUUUCCAAAAGACAAUACAGGGAGGAAGUUUUCAGAAACAUACUAUACACGAAUUCUUCCAAAUGGUGAAAAAACCACUCGAUCCUGGUUACUUUACUCUACCUCAAAAGAUUCCGUGUUUUGUCUAUAUUGCAAACUCUUUGGGGAAGGAAAAAAUCAACUGAAGAAUGAGAAUGGGUGCAAAGAUUGGCAGCAUUUAUCACAUAUUCUCAGUAAACAUGAAGAAAGUGAAAUGCACAUUAAUAAUAGUGUUAAGUAUUCAAAACUAAAGUCUGAUUUAAAAAGAAAUCAAACUAUGGAAGCUGCAGAACAGAGAUUCUAUAAAGAUGAGAAAAAUGAUGAUGUGCUACUGUUGUACACAUAA
Messenger RNA from Chrysochloris asiatica (Cape golden mole), 1992 nucleotides. RefSeq names its product zinc finger, MYM-type 5 (gene ZMYM5). NCBI's taxonomy places the organism in Eukaryota, Metazoa, Chordata, Mammalia, Afrosoricida, Chrysochloridae. The transcript has 6 exons. The record is from RefSeq and is a predicted model, not a curated record. Gene Ontology annotation, molecular function: zinc ion binding. The coding region runs from base 1 to 1992 and encodes 663 amino acids.